AGCAGUAGCGUGAGCGGUCUCCGAUAGUGCGGUGGCCUUAGCACUUUCACGGUAGGUUGCGUUACGAUUUGUGGUAACAUUACGUGUUAUUAAGUAAUGUUUUUGUGAAGUGUGUGUUGUCUUUUGUGAUCGUGUCUAAAUUGAUGGUAGGAUCUGCACUACAUACGUAAUGUCGACCAUGAAGCUGCUCUGGUCCUGUGUAGCCGCAGUAUUGCUAACAAUAACCAGCGCUGCGGUUGAUGUUGAAAAGACCGUACAGCAAGUUCAGAGCAUCCUCAAAGCGAACACCUUAUUACCUAGACUAACAAGAGCUGAAAUUAUAGAUCUUUUAAAUGAUAUACGAGAUGAAGACGCAAAAACUAAAUCAACAAAUAAACAGAAAUUAGUUGGAUUACAAACUUUAGUUACAAAACAAACUCCUGUCGGUGUAACAGCAUCAAUAAUACAACCAAAUGAGACGGAAAAUGAAAUAACUACGUCAACAAAACCGUCAGAGAUUGAUAUUAGUGUAAACGGAAAAAAUGGAUUUAAUGAAGUAGAAUCCACGACUAAAUCUAGUGGAGCUACCCUGACAGUCGUAUUACCUUACACCCCUCGCGACGGGUCAUCGCUCCAAGAACUUUACACAAGACCUCCUCGUCUUCAAGUUGUACCUGAAAAAGUUACACCUAAACCAGUUAAACCGUCGAAGUCGGGUACUAAGGUUGAUCAAACUUUAAAAAAUCAUGGAAAAGUCACCAACAAAGAAAAAUUCGAUUUACCAGCUGAACUGCAAGCAUUUUUGGAUUCACACGGCUUAAAAGGUAAACCAGGACAAGAUAAUUUUCUAUUACCACUUGAUGGAUUCAAGCCAUUACCACCGGCUAGAAUAGUAGAUGGAAACGUACAGCUACCAGAGAACCUAUUGCUCACUUACGACCUUAUUUCACCUUCUGACUUAACAACAUCAUCAACGAAAGAUCAGCAAUUUGCACAAACAAAUUUCUUAUAUGAUCCUCUACGCCCUGAAAUACCUUUUGAAUUAGAUACGUCAUCAUCUGAAUCAAAACAUUCUGUACUACCACUUGAUUUGCCAAAACCUAGAAAAACAAAAGCAAUACCGGAACCACCGAAGCCUAAUUAUGAGCCUAUUGAUUAUGAUUCUGUCAAAGUGAUUCCAUUACCAAAAGGUCCGAAUCCUGUGGAAGACGAAGUUAACUUAAAUGCUGAUUUUGAUCAAAAUAAAAGACAAACAAACGACACCAGUGCUCCAGGUAGUAUUGCUAGUGAAAGCCUUGUAAAUACAGAAUCUUCGGACACUGAUGUUGAUACAAAAGACUCAGGAGCCGUAGUAUCAGAUGUUGCUGCUUCAGAUACGGAUGCAGGAGCAUCUAUUGCUGAUCUCGAAGACUCUUUCGGUGGCGCUGUACCAGCAGAACCCGGAGAUUCAGAACUUCCUCCACCACGGAAAAACGGAUUCUACUGGAUGGUUGAUUGGAACAGUUUUUUGGAAGUAGGAGAUGGUGAUACAAAAGUGAACAUUCGAUUUGAACCCAAAUUAGGUGAUCCGCAAAUGUUCUUACCAGUAAACGUACCGUGAUGUGUUUAGCGAUAAUGAGUAGUGUUCUAGUCUUAUGGGGAUUUUGGUGUGGUUUCGUUGUAGAAAAAGUACCAACAACGAUUAAAACAAUGUAGUUUCAUAGAUACAAAACGCUUUACAGGACUCCAGAAAAAAAUGUGGUUUUCUUUCAAUAAUAGUAAAUAGUUUAAUUUAAAGUACGUGUUUUACCCUACAAUAAAACAGUUGUGAAUUGAAUACAUUGACAGGAAAGUUAUACUGCUAAUUUAAUAUGAUGUGCGUGUCCGUUUAAUAUAUAAAUCCCUCAACUGAAAUAUCAAACAUAAUUGUUUACGUCUUUACUAAAUGCAGUCAAGGUGAAACAGGCAGACAUAAGUAUGACGACGUAUAUAAACAUAACAGUGGUUAAAUGCAAGACCAUUGUUAUUUAGAAAAAAACUUUCAUAACAUCAAGGUCGUUCGCCUUGCUUAUAAUGAUGGGCACAUAAGCGUUACAUUUUCAAGUGAAAUGCAUAGGAAUGCAAUCAGGCAGGUCGUGACUACUAGACCAAAGCGAGAAUGAAAGCAAAAGGAGCGAAAUCGUCGCGUGCAAUAUUACGGUAUAUACGGACUAUACUUAUAUUGCCAUUUAGAUCAUCUUUUUGUAAAUAGCAUCUGAGACAGUGUUUUUUAUAAUAAAUUAUUUGAUUAUUGUAUUUUUAAUGA
Messenger RNA from Bicyclus anynana (squinting bush brown), 2263 nucleotides. RefSeq lists its product as uncharacterized. Bases 170 to 1579 code for a protein of 469 amino acids. NCBI's taxonomy places the organism in Eukaryota, Metazoa, Arthropoda, Insecta, Lepidoptera, Nymphalidae. The transcript is spliced from 2 exons. The record is from RefSeq and is a predicted model, not a curated record.